AUGCAAGGGAUCCGCAAAGGGGAAAGCCGAGCAAAGGAAUCCAAACCCCGGGAGCCUGGCAGGAGAAGAUGCGCUAAAUGUGGCCGCCUAGACUUCAUCCUGAUGAAGAAAAUGGGGUUUAAAAGUGGAUUUACGUUUUGGAACCUCGUCUUUUUAUUGAUGGUGUCUUGUGUGAAAGGAUUUAUUUAUACAUGUGGUGGAACUUUAAAAGGACUUAAUGGCACUAUAGAAAGCCCUGGUUUUCCAUAUGGAUAUCCAAAUGGUGCAAACUGUACAUGGGUAAUAAUAGCAGAAGAAAGAAAUAGAAUACAAAUUGUUUUUCAGUCAUUUGCUCUAGAAGAAGAAUACGACUACUUAUCCUUAUAUGAUGGACAUCCUCAUCCUACGAACUUUAGGACAAGGUUAACAGGAUUCCACCUGCCACCGCCAGUGACCAGUACCAAAUCUGUGUUCUCGCUACGUUUGACCAGCGAUUUUGCUGUUAGUGCUCAUGGGUUCAAAGUGUAUUAUGAAGAAUUGCAGAGUAGCUCCUGCGGAAACCCAGGAGUCCCGCCCAAAGGCGUAUUAUACGGUACGAGGUUUGAUGUUGGGGACAAGAUCCGCUACAGCUGUGUAACUGGCUAUAUCCUCGAUGGCCACCCUCAGCUCACCUGUACAGCCAAUUCAGUGACUACAGCCUCGUGGGACUUUCCUGUACCCAUCUGCAGAGCUGAAGAUGCGUGUGGGGGAACAAUGAGAGGAUCCAGCGGCAUCAUCUCGAGCCCCAGUUUUCCUAAUGAAUACCACAACAACGCUGACUGCACUUGGACCAUUGUGGCAGAGCCCGGGGACACGAUUUCCCUCAUAUUUACUGAUUUCCAAAUGGAAGAAAAGUAUGAUUACUUAGAAAUAGAAGGUUCUGAGCCACCUACAAUAUGGUUAUCUGGGAUGAAUAUACCACCACCAAUUAUCAGCAACAAAAACUGGCUCAGACUGCAUUUUGUUACAGACAGCAAUCACAGAUACCGUGGAUUUAGUGCUCCAUAUCAAGGUUCUUCUACAUUGACCCACACUACCUCCACUGGUGAGUUAGAGGAGCAUAACAGGACUACCACUGGUGCAAUUGCUGUUGCUAGCACAUCUGCAGAUGUUACUGUAUCCAGUGUUACAGCUGUCACCAUCCAUAGACUUUCCGAGGAACAGCGAGUGCAAGUUACGAAUCUCAGAAAUGCAGGUCUGGACCCCAACACGUCCAAGGACGGGCUCUCUCCUCAUCAAGCAGAUACACAAAGUACAAGGAGAAGACCAAGAAAUGCUGAACAGAUAGAAAGAACUAAAGAGCUUGCAGUUGUUACUCAUAGAGUGAAAAAGGCCAUAGAUUUUAAAUCUAGAGGAUUUAAAUUGUUUCCAGGGAAAGACAACAGCAACAAGUUUUCUCUCUUAAAUGAGGGAGGUAUUAAAACAGCUUCCAAUUUAUGUCCAGAUCCAGGUGAACCAGAAAAUGGGAAGAGAGUUGGAUCAGAUUUUAGCCUUGGAUCCACUGUGCAGUUUUCGUGUGAUGAAGAUUAUGUCCUGCAGGGUGCUAAGAGCAUCACCUGCCAACGAAUAGCGGAAGUCUUUGCUGCUUGGAGUGAUCACAGGCCUGUAUGUAAAGUGAAGACGUGUGGCUCUAAUCUUCAAGGACCCAGCGGGAGCUUCACGUCCCCCAACUUUCCGUUCCAGUAUGACAGCAAUGCACAGUGCGUCUGGGUCAUCACCGCGGUGAAUACAAACAAGGUUAUCCAGAUAAAUUUUGAAGAAUUUGAUCUGGAGAUUGGCUAUGAUACUUUGACCAUUGGUGACGGAGGUGAAGUUGGAGACCCCAGAACAGUGCUCCAAGUUCUGACCGGGAGCUUUGUGCCGGACUUGAUAGUGAGCAUGCGUAGCCAGAUGUGGCUCCACCUUCAGACAGACGAGAGCGUCGGCUCCGUUGGCUUCAAGGUUAACUACAAAGAAAUUGAAAAAGAAAGUUGUGGAGAUCCUGGUACACCUUUAUAUGGAAUUAGAGAAGGCGAUGGAUUUUCUAAUCGUGAUGUUUUAAGGUUUGAAUGCCAGUUUGGGUUUGAAUUAAUUGGAGAAAAAUCCAUUGUUUGUCAAGAGAAUAACCAAUGGUCUGCAAACAUACCCAUCUGUAUCUUUCCUUGCCUCUCUAACUUUACUGCACCAAUGGGAACAGUCCUUUCUCCUGAUUACCCAGAAGGAUAUGGAAAUAAUUUAAACUGCAUCUGGACAAUAAUCUCUGAUCCAGGGAGUCGGAUACACCUUUCUUUUAAUGACUUUGAUCUGGAAUCUCAAUUUGACUUCCUUGCUGUUAAAGAUGGGGACUCUCCAGACUCCCCAAUUCUCGGGACCUUUACCGGGGCUGAGGUGCCUUCCCAUCUUACUAGUAAUCGUCAUAUACUGAGACUGGAGUUUCAAGCUGACCAUUCAAUGUCGGGACGUGGCUUUAACAUCACUUACAACACGUUUGGACACAACGAGUGUCCCGAUCCUGGAAUACCGAUCAAUGCCCGGCGGUUUGGGGACAACUUCCAAUUAGGGAGCUCGAUUUCGGUUAUUUGUGAAGAAGGAUUUAUUAAAACCCAGGGAACAGAAACAAUUACAUGCAUUCUUAUGGACGGAAAGGUGAUGUGGAGUGGACCCAUUCCAAGAUGUGGAGCUCCUUGUGGUGGCCAUUUCUCAGCUCCCAGUGGACUGAUUCUCUCACCGGGAUGGCCAGGUUACUAUAAAGACUCUUUGAAUUGUGAGUGGGUGAUUGAAGCUGAACCUGGACACUCUAUCAAAAUUACAUUCGAAAGAUUUCAGACUGAACUAAAUUAUGAUGUUCUGGAAGUUCAUGAUGGACCCAAUCUUCUGUCACCCUUGCUUGGAUCUUACAAUGGCACACAAGUGCCCCAGUUUCUAUUUAGUAGCAGUAAUUUUAUAUACCUUCUGUUUACAACAGACAACAGCCGUUCUAAUAAUGGUUUCAAGAUUCAUUAUGAAAGUGUAACAGUGAACACCUAUUCCUGCCUGGACCCUGGUAUACCUGUACAUGGCCGUCGCUAUGGUCAUGAUUUCUCCAUCGGCUCUACUGUUUCAUUUAGCUGUGACCCAGGAUACAGGCUAAGCCACGAAGAGCCCCUUCUCUGCGAGAAAAACCACUGGUGGAGUCAUCCACUUCCAACCUGUGAUGCAUUAUGUGGAGGAGAUGUUAGAGGGCCUAGUGGAACAAUAUUAUCACCUGGUUACCCAGAAUUUUAUCCAAAUUCUCUGAAUUGUACGUGGACUGUUGAUGUAACCCAUGGAAAAGGCGUGCAGUUCAGCUUUCACACCUUUCAUCUGGAAGACCACCAUGACUACCUGCUGAUCACAGAGAACGGCAGCUUCACGCAGCCCCUGGCUCGCCUGACGGGCUCCGAGCUGCCCUCCACCAUCAACGCUGGUCUCUACGGAAACUUCAGGGCUCAGUUGCGCUUCAUUUCAGAUUUUUCAAUAUCAUAUGAAGGAUUCAAUAUUACAUUCUCUGAAUAUAACCUCGAACCUUGUGAAGAUCCUGGAAUUCCUCAAUAUGGUAACCGAAUCGGGUUCAACUUUGGGGUUGGUGACACUCUGACCUUCUCGUGCUCAUCAGGUUAUCGACUGGAAGGGACAUCAGAGAUCAUCUGUCUUGGUGGUGGCCGACGAGUGUGGAGUGCACCUCUGCCAAGGUGUGUGGCCGAAUGUGGUGCCUCUGCAACAAAUAAUGAAGGAAUUUUGCUCUCUCCAAAUUAUCCACUCAACUACGAAAACAACCAUGAGUGCAUUUAUAGUAUUCAGGUUCAAGCAGGAAAGGGAAUCAAUAUUUCAGCCCGAACAUUUCAUUUAGCACAAGGAGACGUUCUUAAGAUUUAUGAUGGAAAAGAUAAAACGACGCAUCUAUUAGGUGCUUUCACGGGUGCAUCCCUGCGAGGACUGACACUUAGCAGUACUUCAAAUCAGCUCUGGCUAGAAUUUAAUUCUGAUUCUGAAGGGACAGAUGAAGGCUUUCAACUUGUCUAUACCAGUUUCGAACUUUCACAUUGUGAAGAUCCUGGCGUUCCACAAUUUGGAUACAAGAUCAGUGACCAAGGCCACUUUGCUGGGAGCACUAUCAUUUAUGGGUGCAACCCAGGCUACACUCUCCAUGGGAGUAGCCUUCUCAAGUGCAUGACGGGGGAAAGGAGGGCAUGGGACUACCCUCUGCCUUCCUGUAUUGCUGAAUGCGGAGGUCGUUUUAAAGGAGAGUCAUCAGGAAGAAUCUUGUCUCCGGGGUAUCCCUUUCCCUACGACAAUAAUCUGCGGUGCAUGUGGAUGAUUGAGGUAGAUCCAGGAAACAUUGUCAGCCUACAGUUUCUUGCUUUUGAUACGGAAGCAUCACAUGAUAUACUUCGAGUUUGGGAUGGUCCACCAGAAAACGAGAUGCUUUUAAAGGAAAUUAGUGGAUCUCUUAUUCCUGAAGGGAUCCAUAGCACCCUCAACAUAGUAACCAUCCAGUUUGACACGGAUUUUUAUAUCAGUAAAUCAGGAUUUGCAAUUCAGUUUUCAAGUUCUGUUGCCACUGCAUGUCGUGAUCCAGGUGUUCCCAUGAAUGGAACUCGAAAUGGGGACGGACGAGAACCUGGGGACACUGUUGUCUUUCAAUGUGACCCAGGAUAUGAGCUUCAAGGAGAGGGAAGAAUAACCUGCAUUCAGGUAGAAAAUCGAUACUUCUGGCAACCCAGCCCACCAGUCUGUAUAGCACCGUGUGGAGGCAAUUUAACAGGAUCUUCAGGCUUUAUUCUUUCGCCCAACUUCCCUCAUCCGUAUCCCCACAGCAGGGACUGUGACUGGACCAUCACUCUGAACACGGACUAUGUCAUCUCCUUGGCCUUUAUCAGUUUUAGCAUAGAACCAAACUACGACUUUCUCUAUAUAUACGAUGGGCCAGACAGUAAUAGCCCACUGAUUGGAAGUUUUCAAGACAGCAAGCUCCCAGAGAGAAUAGAAAGCAGCUCCAGUACCAUGCAUUUGGCUUUUCGGAGUGACGGAUCUGUUAGCUACACUGGAUUUCAUUUAGAGUAUAAAGCAAAACUCCGGGAGUCCUGCUUUGAUCCAGGCAAUAUAAUGAAUGGCACCAGACUUGGGAUGGAUUAUAAAUUAGGGUCAACAGUCACCUAUUACUGUGAUGCUGGAUAUGUUCUUCAAGGUUACUCAACACUCACCUGUAUCAUGGGAGAUGACGGAAGACCUGGAUGGAAUAGAGCCUUACCAAGCUGUCAUGCACCAUGUGGAAGUCGUUCAACAGGUUCAGAAGGCACUGUCCUAUCACCAAAUUAUCCAAAAAAUUACAGUGUGGGACAUAAUUGUGUUUAUGCUGUAGCAGUUCCCAAGGAAUUUGUGGUGUUUGGCCAGUUUGUAUUUUUCCAGACAUCACUCCACGAUGUUGUUGAGGUGUAUGAUGGGCCAACUCAGCAAUCUUCUCUGUUAUCUUCCCUCUCAGGAUCCCAUUCAGGAGAAUCACUUCCACUGAGUUCAGGUAAUCAGAUCACAAUUCGAUUUACUUCAGUUGGACCAAUAACAGCUAAGGGAUUUCACUUUGUUUAUCAAGCUGUUCCUAGAACAAGUUCCACACAGUGCAGUUCUGUGCCUGAACCAAGAUUCGGAAGAAGGAUUGGCAAUGAAUUUGCAGUCGGUUCAUUGGUUCUUUUUGAAUGCAAUCCAGGAUAUAUUCUCCAUGGAUCCAUUGCAAUUAGGUGUGAUACAGUGCCCAAUUCUUUGGCCCAGUGGAAUGAUUCCUUACCUACCUGCAUUGUGCCCUGUGGUGGAAUUUUAACUAAGCGCAAAGGGACAAUUUUGUCCCCAGGGUACCCCGAGCCUUACGACAACAAUCUGAAUUGUGUGUGGAAGAUCACAGUGCCAGAGGGAGCUGGCAUUCAAGUGCAAGUUAUCAGCUUUGCCACAGAACAUAAUUGGGAUUCUCUGGACUUUUAUGAUGGGGGAGACAACAAUGCCCCGAGACUUGGAAGUUAUUCAGGAACAACAAUACCUCAUCUUUUGAACAGUACAUCUAACAAUCUAUAUCUAAAUUUUCAAUCAGACAUCAGUGUUUCUGCUGCAGGAUUUCACCUGGAAUACACAGCAAUUGGUUUGGAUUCCUGUCCUGAACCACAAACUCCCAGCAAUGGAAUUAAAAUUGGAGACAGAUAUAUGGUUGGUGACGUGGUAUCAUUUCAGUGUGAUCAAGGCUAUUCUCUCCAGGGUCAUUCUCACAUAACAUGUAUGCCUGGACCUGUAAGAAGAUGGAAUUACCCAAUCCCAAUUUGUUUGGCUCAGUGUGGUGGCGCUAUGUCGGAUUUCAGUGGCGUGAUCCUCAGCCCUGGGUUUCCGGGCAACUACCCCAGCAGCUUGGAUUGCACCUGGACCAUAAAGCUGCCCGUAGGUUUCGGUGUACAUCUCCAGUUUGUAAAUUUUUCUACAGAAACUAUACAUGAUUAUUUGGAAGUAAGAAGUGGAACCUCAGAAACUAGUACUGUUAUUGGGCGACUUAGUGGUCCUCAAACACCAUCUUCUUUAUUCAGCACGACUCAUGAAACCAGCCUGUAUUUUCACAGUGACUAUUCACAAAACAAACAAGGGUUCCACAUUGUGUACCAAGCCUAUCAGUUGCAAAGCUGUCCUGAUCCACGCCCAUUUCGCAAUGGCUUUGUAAUUGGCAAUGAUUUCACAGUGGGUCAAACCAUUUCAUUUGAAUGUUUCCCUGGAUACACACUCAUUGGAAAUUCGGCUCUCACUUGCCUUCAUGGAGUGAGUCGUAAUUGGAAUCAUCCACUUCCAAGGUGUGAAGCUCUUUGUGGAGGGAAUAUAACUGCCAUGAAUGGCACCAUUUACUCUCCUGGGUAUCCAGAUGAAUACCCCAACUUCCAGGAUUGCUUUUGGCUUGUGCGAGUGCCCCCUGGGAAUGGAAUCUACAUCAACUUCACUGUCCUUCAGACAGAGCCUGUCUAUGAUUUCAUUACUGUAUGGGAUGGGCCCGAUCAAAACUCACCUCAGAUCGGGCAGUUCAGUGGCAAUACUGCUUUGGAAUCAGUCUAUAGCACUUCGAACCAGAUUCUAGUCAAGUUCCACAGUGAUUUCACAACAAGUGGCUUUUUUGUGCUCAGUUAUCAUGCUUAUCAGCUACGAGUGUGCCAGCCUCCACCACCCGUACCCAAUGCUGAAAUUCUGACGGAAGAUGAUGAAUUUGAAAUAGGUGAUAUUAUUAGGUACCAGUGUCUUCCAGGAUUUACUUUGGUGGGUAAUGCAAUUUUGACAUGCAGAUUAGGAGAACGUCUCCAGAUGGAUGGAGCACCUCCAGUUUGUCAAGUGCUCUGUCCUGCCAAUGAAUUACGGCUGGAUUCCACGGGAGUCAUACUGAGUCCUGGCUACCCCGACAGUUACCCAAAUCUUCAGAUGUGUGCCUGGAGCAUUUCCGUAGAAAAGGGAUAUAACAUCAGCAUGUUUGUAGAAUUCUUCCAGACAGAAAAGGAAUUUGAUGUUCUUCAGGUGUAUGAUGGACCAAAUAUUCAAAGUCCAGUGCUUAUUUCCCUCAGUGGAGAUUAUUCUUCUACUUUUAAUGUAACAAGCAAUGGUCAUGAAGUAUUUCUUCAGUGGUCAGCAGAUCAUGGCAAUAACAAAAAAGGCUUCCGGAUAAGAUAUAUAGCUUUCUACUGUAGUACACCAGAAUCCCCACCUCAUGGAUACAUUAUCAGUCAGACAGGUGGACAGCUGAACAGUGUGGUCCGCUGGGCCUGUGACCGAGGAUUCCGACUCGUUGGCAAAAGCAGUGCUGUGUGCAGGAAGUCUUCCUACGGGUAUCAUGCCUGGGAUGCACCCAUCCCUGCUUGUCAAGCAAUUUCCUGUGGAAUUCCUAAAGCCCCAACAAAUGGAGGAAUACUCACAACAGACUACUUGGUAGGGACCCGGGUCACCUAUUUCUGUCAUGAUGGAUAUCGACUGUCAUCUAAGGAACUUACUACUGCUGUAUGUCAGUCAGAUGGAACUUGGAGCAAUCAUAACAAGACCCCUCGCUGUGUUGUUGUUACAUGUCCAAGCAUCAAUUCCUUUACCUUGGAACAUGGAAGAUGGCGAAUUGUGAAUGGCUCCCAUUAUGAAUACAAAACCAAGGUAGUUUUCAGCUGUGACCCUGGUUAUCAUGGGCUAGGUCCUGCUUCUAUUGAAUGCCUCCCUAAUGGUACCUGGAGUUGGAGAAAUGAAAGACCAUAUUGCCAAAUUAUUUCCUGUGGAGAACUACCUACACCUCCCAAUGGAAACAAGAUUGGAACUCAGACUUCCUACGGGUCCACAGCCAUCUUUACCUGUGACUGGGGAUUCAUCCUGGUGGGCUCUGCCGUUCGGGAAUGCCUUUCUUCGGGUCUUUGGAGUGGAUCUGAAACCAGAUGCCUAGCGGGUCACUGUGGAAUUCCAGAACUCAUUGUGAAUGGUCAAGUCAUUGGAGAAAACUAUGGAUACAGAGACACAGUUGUUUAUCAGUGUAAUCCUGGUUUUCGAUUGAUUGGUUCUUCAGUGAGAAUAUGUCAACAGGAUCAUAAUUGGUCUGGUCAACUCCCAUCCUGUGUGCCUGUCAGCUGUGGUCACCCUGGUAGUCCAAUUUACGGAAGAACAAGUGGAAACGGAUUCAAUUUUAAUGAUGUGGUAACAUUCUCUUGCAACAUUGGGUAUCUCAUGCAGGGGCCCACCAAGGCCCAGUGCCAGGCCAACAGGCAGUGGAGCCACCCUCCGCCCGUGUGCAAAGUGGUGAACUGUUCUGAUCCUGGAAUUCCAGCCAAUUCCAAAAGAGAAAGUAAAAUAGAACAUGGAAAUUUCACCUAUGGUACUGUUGUCUUCUAUGACUGCAACCCUGGAUAUUUUUUAUUUGGAUCUUCAGUUUUGAUAUGUCAACCAAAUGGACAGUGGGACAAACCUUUACCUGAAUGUAUCAUGAUUGACUGUGGACACCCUGGCGUUCCUCCUAAUGCAGUCCUGUCUGGUGAGAAGUACACCUUUGGGUCCACUGUUCACUAUUCCUGCACAGGAAAGCGUAUCCUUCGCGGCCAUUCAUCAAGAACUUGCCAAUUAAAUGGCCAUUGGAGUGGAUCACAACCCCAUUGUUCAGGUGAUGCUACCGGCACAUGUGGGGAUCCAGGUACCCCCGGUCAUGGUUCUAGACAGGAAAGCAAUUUCAGAACCCAAAGUUCUGUACAUUUUGCUUGUGAUAUUGGUUAUAUCCUUUAUGGCUCAGAAGAAAGAACGUGUCUAGCCAAUGGCAGUUGGACUGGAAGGCAGCCAGAAUGCAAAGCUGUCCAAUGUGGUAACCCAGGAGCAACAGCCAAUGGCAAAGUCUUUCGGAUUGAUGGCACGACGUUCUCCAGUUCCAUCAUCUACUCCUGCUUGGAGGGGUACGUCCUGUCGGGACCUUCAGUGAGACAGUGCACAGCCAAUGGGACCUGGUCUGGGACUCUGCCUAACUGUACAAUCAUCAGUUGCGGAGAUCCAGGCACACCAGCCAAUGGCCUGAGAUAUGGAGACGAGUAUGUGGUUGGACAGAAUGUCUCAUACAUGUGCCAGCCAGGCUAUGCAAUGGAAUCGAAUGGCUCCAGGAUCAGAACUUGUACAACCAAUGGCACAUGGAGUGGAGCAAUGCCAACCUGUAGAGCUGUUACCUGCCCAACUCCCCCUCAGAUCUCUAAUGGAAGGUUGGAAGGAACAAAUUUCGACUGGGGCUUUAGUAUCAGCUACACCUGUUCUCCGGGCUAUGAACUCUCCUUCCCUGCUGUUCUGACCUGUGUGGGGAAUGGUACCUGGAGUGGGGAAGUACCACAGUGCUUACCAAAGUUUUGUGGGGACCCUGGUGUACCUGCCCAAGGAAAACGAGAAGGCAAAAGCUUUAUCUACCAGUCAGAGGUUUCAUUCAGCUGCAAUUCUCCUUUCAUCUUAGUGGGAUCGAGCACCAGAAUAUGCCAAGCGGAUGGCACCUGGAGUGGUUCCUCACCUCACUGCAUAGAGCCCACUCGUACCUCAUGUGAAAACCCAGGGGUGCCACGGCAUGGAUCUCAGAACAAUACAUUUGGAUUUCAAGUAGGAAGUGUUGUACAGUUUCACUGCAAAAAAGGGCACCUUCUCCAGGGGUCUACGACACGGACGUGCCUUCCUGACCUCACGUGGAGUGGAAUUCAGCCUGAGUGCAUCCCCCACAGCUGUAAACAACCAGAAACUCCCGCCCACGCAAAUGUGGUGGGAAUGGACCUCUCCUCCCAUGGGUACACGCUGAUUUACACCUGUCAGCCUGGCUUCUUCUUAGCCGGUGGAACAGAGCAUAGGGUGUGUAGGUCUGAUAACACCUGGACUGGGAAAGUUCCUGUUUGUGAAGCUGGGUCCAAAAUAUUGGUGAAAGACCCUAGACCUGCGCUGGGCACACCCAGCCCGAAGCUCAGUGUUCCUGAUGAUGUGUUUGCCCAAAACUAUAUAUGGAAAGGCUCUUACAAUUUCAAAGGCAGGAAACAGCCCAUGACCUUGACAGUUACCAGUUUCAAUGCUUCCACUGGGAGAGUCAAUGCCACGCUCAGCAACAGCAACAUGGAGCUGCUACUCUCAGGGGUGUAUAAAAGCCAGGAAGCUCGCCUAAUGUUACACAUCUAUCUUAUUAAAGUACCAGCUCACACUUCUAUGAAGAAAAUGAAGGAGGAACACUGGGCCAUGGAUGGCUUCGUUUCUGCUGAGCCUGAUGGAGCUACUUAUGUGUUUCAAGGAUUUAUUCAGGGCAAAGAUUAUGGGCAAUUUGGACUCCAAAGACUGGGACUGAAUAUGUCAGAGGGUUUAAAUUCUUCAAAUCAACCUCAUGGUACAAAUAGUAGUUCUGUGGCCAUUGCGAUUCUUGUGCCUUUUUUUGCACUAAUAUUUGCAGGAUUUGGAUUUUAUCUUUAUAAACAAAGGACUGCACCAAAAACACAGUACACAGGAUGUUCAGUUCAUGAAAAUAACAAUGGCCAAGCAGCCUUUGAGAACCCCAUGUAUGACACCAACGCGAAGACGGUGGAAGGGAAGGCGGUCCGAUUCGAUCCCAACUUGAACACAGUCUGCACAAUGGUAUAA
Molossus molossus (Pallas's mastiff bat) is the source of this 11124-nucleotide messenger RNA. RefSeq names its product CUB and Sushi multiple domains 3 (gene CSMD3). Bases 1 to 11124 code for a protein of 3707 amino acids. NCBI's taxonomy places the organism in Eukaryota, Metazoa, Chordata, Mammalia, Chiroptera, Molossidae. The record is from RefSeq and is a predicted model, not a curated record. The transcript is spliced from 71 exons. Gene Ontology annotation, biological process: regulation of dendrite development.